UUCAAACAACAGAACUAUUCAAAUAGUUGAAACGUUUCAGGUCAAAAUAAUAAAAAACUACGGCUCGCGAGAUAUUUCAAAUGUUUUUGUACGAAACGUUUUAGUUUUGAUACCGAAAAGGUCUCGCAACCUAAUCCUUUUUUAUGCAGAAUUAAGCUGCCCAGAAGGAAUAGUUUCACGGAGAAAAUACAAGCAUCACCGCGUUUUAGAAAAGACAGUAUUUAUGUGAAGCGAAUAGAAAUGACAAAACGAAUGUGCCAUAUCGACUGAACAGCGAAAGAGACAGAGAACACAUGGCGCGUGAUAUAGCUGGCAUAAAUUUAUUGAAAGUUUAGCAGAACGAUCGAUCGUUUUUGUCGUGAUGCAUAAACCGCUUCGCAUGAUCGAAAUUGCUACAAACAUCCAUGAGAAACGGCAAUAGCUGUCGAUACGAAUAGUCUCCGAUAGUAGUUCUUGCUUAUAAUUAUACCCAUUUAGUAGGAAACAGAAAUUAAUUCUAUCCUGAAUCGCUUCGACAAACACAAUAGAACAAUAAGGUUAGUUGAAUGGUUUGAUUCCUUUGACCCGAAAAUGCACCGCUAGUGAACCAUCCAGUGAACCGAACCGAGGCACAACGUUUAUUACUACGUGGUUUUGACAAACCGAACAAUGGAAAUUGUCGAAACGGCUCGCUCAUAUUUUUCAUUCCUUUCUUACAUGUUUAUUGUUAACGGCGUCAGCUUUUGUUAAAAUGGAUCUAUAGUUUCGCGACGGAACGACAAUGAACGUAUUAUCUAUUUAUGGGGUUAAACUGUUUAAUUAGUGCCGUUAGCUGCUUUUCACUUAAAUGUUCCAGCGCAGAGCUAUUAAAAAGAUAAACGAGUCGAAACGGUCCCUUCAUUACUCGGGAAUAUUGAAGAGAAAUCAAAAUUCCGCCUUAAUAUUACCAAUGUAUGCGAGGAUCUUUGACCCACUUUUGGCUUAUGUCCAAAGGAGCAGCGUGGGUGGAAUAGAAUGAAAAUAAAGGAGCCUUGAAUGGAAGAAGCAGGUCGUCUCGGCGCCAAACGCAUCGAUUUCGAAACAACCACUCUGCUCGAUCUUCAUUGGGUCAUUAAACUUUAUAACGUUGAGAACCACGUGAAUUGAUACAGACCUCUUCAUCCGUUUACUUUACGAAGACUCGAAGACAGAGGGUGUCGUAAAAGUUGUUCCUUGAAUUACCCUUAAUCCCCUCCACUCUUGUAGGACGUGUUCCUUUAAAAUGCCCUCCGCUUUAGCAGUCUCUUUAGAAUUAAUGAGACACCGUUCGGUACACUCGAGUAAUUUCUCUCGUCGUAUUCUCUUUGUAUUCAAAACUCGCGAAAAUUCCACCUCGCGCGUAUACCAUGUUUCAUUGGAUGAAACAUCGUCAAAUAAUCGAAAUGAAAAAUGGGAUGUCGACCGCCUCCCUUUCUUCGACGACCGAUCUCGAAGUUUCGUUACACGUUGAUUCCGAAGAAUCUUUCGUCAAGAAAUUCUUCGACGUCUCCGCGAAGAAGAAACAAAUCUCGAGAAGACUGAUCUCGGUAUUUCAAAAGAAAUCGAAAGAAAUUUCCACGAACAAAAAGAAGAAUCAAUCGUCGGACAGCCUUUUGGACGAUUCCACGAAUAGUCUUCUGAACGAUUCCACGGAUAAGAUCGAGGAUAGUUUCAGGGAGGAAGAAACAAAGUUGUCGGUUGGUAGAAAAUCAACGAACAAACUUUCGUUCUUAAAACACAAGAGAAUAUCGUUCAGAAAGAAGUCGUCCAACAAUCACGAGAAGAAGUAUCUGCAAAUUUCCGGUUCGAGCAGGGAAGUCGCUUUCAACGAAGAUGAUAUUGUGGUCGUGUCUUCGCCGAUUAUAAAAGCCGAGAAUCCAUUGCAAGCGUCAUCGAAAUUGGAGAACAACGGAGUGAUCGUUCGAAGAAAACCGAUGUCGUUGUCUUUCAACGAUCCUGGAAGCAUUUCGAUCGAGGGUUCUCCGUCUCCGGACGACAAAUCGUCUUUCUUCCAUGAUUCUGGUAUAUGCGGAACCGAAAGUGACUCGCUUAGCGACGAAACGGAUGUUUUGGAAGAAGCAAAGAGUUUAAAAAUCGAUCGCUCUUCGGACUGCAUAAAAAUCUGCGACAAAUGUACCACCAGACAUCGAGAACGGGAGUGUAUCGCUGCUACGGGAUUAGAAGUGGAGAAUAAAAGUCAGUCCGCGAAUUGCGUCGCAAGUCUCAUGAAAUCUCCGAUAGAAACUGGCGAAUGUUUCGUAGACGGGGCGAACGAUUCUGGAAAUUUUCAUUCGAGCAAAUUUGAUCGGUUGAAAAGCGUCAUCAAGAAAAACGAGGAGUCAAGAUCGAUCGGAAGCAAUAACUGGAGGAGAAGAAAUUCCUGGAUGUCGAAAUCGGCCGUUGAUUUAUGCAGCGAGGAUUCUAUCCGUUAUUUGAACGAAGUAACAGAAUUUAUUAGUUUAGAUGAUUUUCUUUGCUCCGGGUUGUUAGUGGACAGUGAAAAUUGCGGAAAAAAGUGCGGUGCAUCUGUCGAGGACGCGAACACGGAAGUUUCGGACGAAAAGACUGAAGUGCAGACAGUUUCUCUUCAAAUUGGUUGCGAGAAUGACGGAGAGAGUGAUUCGGAUAAUUAUAACGCGUCGUAUGUUAUUACUAUGUAUGUAUAACGAAUGUGGAAUGAUGCGAUAGUUUUCUUACGACAAUGUUCGGCUCCACGAUGUACGGAGAUUAGACAGUUUUGUAUUGUACAUAAUUCAAAUGUAAUGUAAAAUAGUUAUGCGAUAUGGGAACAUGUUUGGACGAAGUAAACUAAUUUUAUGAUAAAGUUGACGUAACGCGUGAUUUUGACACGGUCGUAAUGACCAAUAAAAUUAUUCGAAAAAAUGUAAAUGUCUAGAAAAUGUAAUUGAAAUACUGUAAAAGGGAUUAAAUGCAAUAAAUCAGUUGAAACAAUUUCGAUGUGUCGGUAGUUAUCGAGAAGAUUAGUCGCGGAA
This is a messenger RNA of Megachile rotundata (alfalfa leafcutting bee), 2990 nucleotides long. RefSeq lists its product as uncharacterized. Lineage: Eukaryota; Metazoa; Arthropoda; Insecta; Hymenoptera; Megachilidae. The record is from RefSeq and is a predicted model, not a curated record.